GGAGACAAGGGACCGAUUCUGUAUAAAGCCGUAAUAUGUAACAUUUCCAGGCUUACAAUAUUUCUCAUUUCCGUCUGCAUCUGUUUGACAACAUCGCACACGUGGACGAAGGACAGCACGCCAUUUUCUGCACAUUAAGUACCACAAGGCAUUGCGUCUGAUGACUCUAGAGGAGUCCCCGUUGCUAAGGAGAAAGACUCACACAGUUCUAAUAGCAGAGCAGGAGGGAGAAAGCUGCAUUUUUAUCACAGCCAACGUUACUGCUGUCUAACCCCGCAGACAACGGCAAGAAGGAACAGAUAAAGUUUCGGGGACAAAACGAAUAUAUAUCGUGCGCGAGACAUGGAGGGCAAGCUGUCGCCAGCCGCCGGGACCUGGUAGAAAAACGCCAUGGCAGCGUCGACAGAAGCCCGCUCCUGGAACUCCCGCCUCGCGUGAGCGCUGUUGAUGGGCGUCCCUGUUACGUGACCGAGGAAGAGAACGCCGUCCCGGGAGGAUGAACCGCUACACAACGCUGAAGCAGCUGGGCGACGGCACGUACGGCAGCGUGCUGAUGGGCAAGAGCAACGAGUCCGGGGAGCUGGUGGCCAUCAAGAGAAUGAAGCGGAAAUUUUAUUCUUGGGAAGAAUGCAUGAACUUGAGAGAAGUCAAGUCACUGAAGAAGCUGAAUCAUGCCAAUGUUGUGAAAUUAAAGGAAGUUAUAAGGGAGAAUGACCACCUCUACUUUGUCUUUGAAUAUAUGAAAGAGAACCUUUAUCAGCUAAUGAAAGACAGGGAAAACAAGCUGUUCAGUGAGAAUGAGAUUAGGAACAUCAUGUUCCAGGUGCUGUCUGGCUUGGCCUUUGUGCACAAGCAUGGUUUUUUCCAUCGAGAUAUGAAACCCGAGAACCUGCUCUGCAUGGGCCCUGAGCUUGUGAAGAUCGCAGACUUUGGGCUGGCAAGGGAGAUCCGCUCUCGCCCCCCGUACACCGACUACGUCUCGACAAGAUGGUACCGAGCUCCAGAGGUGCUCCUCAGGUCCUCGGCCUACAGCUCGCCCAUUGACAUUUGGGCAGUGGGCUGCAUUAUGGCCGAGCUCUACACCCUCCGGCCCCUCUUCCCUGGAAACAGCGAGGUGGAUGAGAUCUUCAAGAUCUGCCAGGUGCUUGGGACAGUGAAGAAGACUGACUGGCCAGAAGGCUACCAGCUUGCUGCUGCAAUGAAUUUCCGGUUCCCGCAGUGUGUUCCAACCAACCUCAAAACACUUAUUCCAAAUGCCAGCAAUGAGGCCAUAUCACUGAUGAAGGACAUGUUGCAGUGGGACCCCAAGAAGAGACCCACUGCAGUCCAGGCCCUGAGGCACCCUUACUUCCAAGUAGGGCAGGUGCUGGGGCCUCCCUCCCAGCACCAGGACCAGCAGAGGGCCCCAGGGAAGCCGGCGCAUGCCGCCGAGCCCAAGCCCCUCUCCCUGUGCAAGUCGGACCUGCAGUCGUCCUCGGAGCCGGCGUUCAAGCUCCCGGCGGAGACCCCGGGCAAGGACUACCACCACCCCCUGCAGCAGAUCCCGCUGCCCCAGGCCUUCGCGAAGACCGCCCCGCAGGCCGAGGCUUACAAGCAGGAGCCGUUCGUGCGGCACAGCUUCAACAGCAACUCGCUGCCGAGACAUGCUCCUAUGGGAAAUGAGAACAGCCUGGUGGGGGUGAAGAGCGGGCGGAGGCGCUGGGGGCAGACCACGGUGAAAGCCUCAGACAGCUGGGACCAGUUCGAUGACUCGGACAUCAUGGGCGUGUCAUACUCCAAGAGACCCAGCAUAGGAUCUGUCAAGGAGAAAAUACGAGAGGAUCCCAUCUAUCGGGCUACUGACCCAAAACCCAUUAAUAUCUACAGUACUGUGACUAAGUUACCAAGCAAUACCAACAUAAACCGCAUGGACCCUGAGUCCUCAUCAGCCAAACAGCACUACUUACGACAAUCGAGAUACCUCCCUGGAGUGAACCCCAAGAGCACGCCCUUAGUGGGGCACAAGGAUCCAAGCAGAGAACGAUGGGACAAUGCUGCCCUUUUAAUGAAUAAACCACCCUCGCACAUCGGAGCUGGGCUGUCCAUUACGAGAGUGAAUGCAGGAAACUUUGUCACAAACUACCCCACCGGAGGUUAUAUUCCUUCUUUUCAUAAGAAAGAAGUUGGAUCUGCAGGACAGAGAAUCCAUCUUGCACCUCUAGGAGACCAAUCUGCAAUAGACCUUUCUCCCUCUGCUGAUCUUAGAAACGACAAAAUGAAUGCAUCAAAGCUAAAGUCUACUGACAAUAGAGGCUUUUUUGAAACCAAUGAAGAAUACGAAGGGUGGAAAAGCAAGGCAGCCAGACCUCAAAUCCCUGUAUCAGGUUUCGGGACGCUUGGGAAAAACUCUGGCAACCUUCUCUCCAGGGCGGCCCCUGUUCAGUCAGUGCAUGGGAGAAUAGACUGGGCAGCCAAAUACGGAAGCCAUCGGUAGCAUAGCCCACUGCUCACUUUAUUUAACCAUAGACAUUUCACACAAGUGAAAUACAGCCAAUAGAUUGCACUGUGUGGGAAAUACAUGUACGUUUGUGGGAGGACCUUUGCCUUGAUGCCUCCACGAAUUGUUCUUGUAACACUGUAUAUUCAGCUGAGUCCAUGGUCACAUCAGAACUUACUUUUUGUUCACGCUGAGAGAAUUUUUUAACAUAUGUGGCAAUACCAGUUAAACACCAUCUUGAUCCAACUGGCAUGAGCUCCAUGUCGGGGGCCACUUUCUGUUUUAUCAAGGUAGACUAGCUGUGGAGUUUAAAAUGGCCAUGUAAUCACAAGUAACUUUCACCUUUCAGCAUGAACUAUUCCACGACACACAUGCACACAACAACACACAACAGACAGCAGUUAUGAAACUUCAUCUACCCCCAGUUUAUAUGAAUUCUGAUGUUAACUGUGUCAUUAUUUGUGUUCAGCAUUCUGUUUCAUACACCUCUGUAUCCUACUAACAACG
Molecule: messenger RNA, 2983 nt
Organism: Megalops cyprinoides (Indo-Pacific tarpon)
Lineage: Eukaryota; Metazoa; Chordata; Actinopteri; Elopiformes; Megalopidae
Gene: mak
Product: male germ cell-associated kinase
Exons: 15
Coding region: 497-2473 (658 amino acids)
Biological process (GO): cilium assembly; intracellular signal transduction; protein phosphorylation
Cellular component (GO): cilium; cytoplasm; nucleus
Molecular function (GO): protein serine/threonine kinase activity; ATP binding
Source: RefSeq, a predicted model, not a curated record